Anolis carolinensis (green anole) is the source of this 1201-nucleotide messenger RNA. RefSeq names its product spermidine/spermine N1-acetyl transferase like 1 (gene satl1). Gene Ontology annotation, molecular function: spermidine binding; diamine N-acetyltransferase activity. The transcript is spliced from 7 exons. The coding region runs from base 622 to 1047 and encodes 141 amino acids. NCBI's taxonomy places the organism in Eukaryota, Metazoa, Chordata, Lepidosauria, Squamata, Anolidae. The record is from RefSeq and is a predicted model, not a curated record.
GCCGUUGGCGGUGUGACGUCACUCGGGGCCCGCGCGCCUGCCUUUCUGCGCUUGCGCGGCAGACACUGCUUUCUCCUCUCGAGCAUGCGUAGAAGCGCAGACGAAGCCUAAGGUUGCCAAUACCGAACAAAAGGGGGAGGCAGGAAGACAUCCUUUUCUCCUUCCAUAGACCACAGCGGGUUAUAUAGCAGUAUCCCUCUCUUAAUUCCCAAAUUGAGGUUAGAUUAGCCCUCAUGCUCCAUGGUGUUAUCUUAAAACAAUGAAUUUAUGGACAAAUGGGGCUGGGAGCGGAGUCUCAAUGACUCAUCUCUUUGCCGCCCCCACUGGACACAUUCAGAACUGCACCUCCUUCAUAGUCUUGCUCUUUCCUUAAAGCCGCCUUUUGCUCCUUAUUCUGCGGCCCCAAAGCACAGGCCUUUGCUGCCACCGACUGGCCACAUCGUGGAACUGCACCCUUUGAGCCAUAGGUUCCUACGUUGGAGGCUGCGACCCUUAGGAGCAUGCGCCCAGCCAUAAAGGCCUCCUAGUAGAAAGUAGAGCAGGCAAACUUGCAAAAGACCUUGAAGAGGACAGAAUACCCUGAAGAGGAAGUGAAAGGAGGAACUAGCUGCGUACGAAAACAUGCCCAAUGCAGUAAAAAUAACAGAAACAGAUUUACUUCGUGAUGGAUUUGGAUCACGUCCUUUCUUCCACUGUUUAGUUGCAGAGGUAUCAAAGCAAGAGGAUAUGCAAGAUGCUGAUGUGGUAGGCUUUGCUAUGUAUUACUAUACCUAUGACCCUUGGAUUGGUAGGUUAUUGUACUUAGAAGACUUCUACGUCAUGGAUGAAUUUAGAGGUUGGGGCAUUGGGACAGAACUCUUGAAACGACUAAGCCAGAUAGCCAUCGAAACCCACUGUAACUGCAUGCAUUUUCUUGUUGUCGUUUGGAACAAACCAUCCAUAGAGUAUUAUAUGAGGCGUGGGGCUUCCGACCUUUCCACCGAAGAAGGCUGGCAUCUUUUCCGGUUUGAUAAAGAAAAUCUCAUCAGAAUGGCUUCUGGAGAAUAAGGAAGGUGAACGCCCUUUUACUCCUCCCAAUUACGGAGUGCACCGCAAAGACCAUCCGGUUCGCAAAACCUCCCUCGCAAUACAGCUUUUUGUUUCACCAUGUCUGUGAAGCAGGAUUAGCAUGAACAACAGAAAUUAAAAGCGCUUUGACUUA